Molecule: messenger RNA, 4344 nt
Organism: Myotis daubentonii (Daubenton's bat)
Lineage: Eukaryota; Metazoa; Chordata; Mammalia; Chiroptera; Vespertilionidae
Gene: FZD7
Product: frizzled class receptor 7
Biological process (GO): non-canonical Wnt signaling pathway; canonical Wnt signaling pathway
Cellular component (GO): plasma membrane
Molecular function (GO): Wnt-protein binding; Wnt receptor activity
Source: RefSeq, a predicted model, not a curated record
UCUCAUGCGCCGGGCGCGGUGGCGCCUCCCCGGAUCCCAGCCUCCCUCGGCUGCCUCGUCGCGAUCCUCCAGCUGAGAGUGCCGCUGCACCCACGGCCGGCGAUGCGGGGCGCCGGCGCGGCCACGCCGCGCUCUCCCGGGGGCUUAUGCGCCCUGGCGCUUGCGCUCCUAGGCGCGCUGUCCGCGGGCGCCGGGGCGCAGCCGUACCACGGCGAGAAGGGCAUCUCGGUGCCAGACCACGGCUUCUGCCAGCUCAUCUCCAUCCCGCUCUGCACGGACAUCGCUUACAACCAGACCAUCCUGCCCAACCUGCUGGGCCACACCAACCAAGAGGAUGCGGGCCUCGAGGUGCACCAGUUCUACCCGCUGGUGAAGGUGCAGUGCUCCCCGGAGCUGCGCUUCUUCCUGUGCUCAAUGUACGCGCCCGUGUGCACCGUGCUGGAUAAGGCCAUCCCGCCGUGCCGCUCCCUGUGCGAGCGCGCCCGCCAGGGCUGCGAGGCGCUCAUGAACAAGUUCGGCUUCCAGUGGCCAGAGCGGCUGCGCUGCGAGAACUUCCCGGUGCACGGCGCCGGCGAGAUCUGCGUGGGCCAGAACACGUCCGACGGCUCCGGGGGUCCGGGUGGCGGCCCCACGGCCUACCCCACCGCGCCCUACUUGCCCGACCUGCCCUUCACCGCGCUGCCCCCGGGGGCGGCUGAGAGCAGGGGCAGGUCCUCCUUUCCCUUCUCAUGCCCCCGGCAGCUCAAGGUCCCCCCCUACUUGGGCUACCGUUUCCUGGGCGAGCGCGACUGCGGCGCCCCGUGCGAGCCUGGCCGCGCCAACGGCCUCAUGUACUUUAAGGAGGAGGAGCGGCGCUUCGCCCGCCUCUGGGUAGGCGUGUGGUCGGUGCUGUGCUGCGCCUCCACGCUCUUCACGGUCCUCACCUACCUGGUGGAUAUGAGGCGCUUCAGCUACCCCGAGCGGCCCAUCAUCUUCCUGUCGGGCUGCUACUUCAUGGUGGCCGUGGCGCACGUGGCCGGCUUCCUGCUGGAGGACCGCGCAGUGUGCGUGGAGCGCUUCUCCGACGACGGCUACCGCACGGUGGCGCAGGGCACCAAGAAGGAGGGGUGCACCAUCCUCUUCAUGGUCCUCUACUUCUUCGGCAUGGCCAGCUCCAUCUGGUGGGUCAUCCUGUCGCUCACCUGGUUCCUGGCGGCCGGCAUGAAGUGGGGCCACGAGGCCAUCGAGGCCAACUCGCAGUACUUCCACCUGGCGGCGUGGGCGGUGCCCGCGGUCAAGACCAUCACCAUCCUGGCCAUGGGCCAGGUGGACGGGGACCUGCUCAGCGGGGUGUGCUACGUGGGCCUGUCCAGCGUGGACGCGCUGCGGGGCUUCGUGCUGGCGCCCCUGUUCGUCUACCUCUUCAUCGGCACGUCCUUCCUGCUGGCCGGCUUCGUGUCGCUCUUCCGCAUCCGCACCAUCAUGAAGCACGACGGCACCAAGACGGAGAAGCUGGAGAAGCUCAUGGUGCGCAUCGGCGUCUUCAGCGUGCUCUACACCGUGCCCGCCACCAUCGUGCUGGCCUGCUACUUCUACGAGCAGGCCUUCCGCGAACACUGGGAGCGCACCUGGCUGCUGCAGACCUGCAAGAGCUACGCGGUGCCCUGCCCGCCCGGCCACUUCCCGCCCAUGAGCCCCGACUUCACCGUCUUCAUGAUCAAGUACCUGAUGACCAUGAUCGUGGGCAUCACCACCGGCUUCUGGAUCUGGUCUGGCAAAACCCUACAGUCGUGGCGCCGCUUCUACCACAGACUCAGCCACAGCAGCAAGGGGGAGACUGCGGUGCUGUUUCCUGGCUUUUCACAAUACAGUUGCCUCAUUCUCAGGCGGCCCUGGAGACACAGCAGUAGCCUGGAUGCUGCUGUUUUUCUUCCCUUCCUCGGCUCUAAGGUUCUGCACUUCUAAAGCCCCACAGAAACAGUUCUGUUUUUGUUUUAAUUAACAGGCUCACACACACGGCUGGUGCGCUUCACAAAUACACAGAGUGCAAGCCAGCGACAGACGGUCCUCCCCAGGAGGAGGAAGUCACGCGGCUGCACUCUGUGCAGAGAGCAGCUCUAAGAUCCUCCUGGGUUUGAGCAUCACAAUGGGUGUGAGGUCACCUCACCUGGGAAGAUCUGGGCAUCCAGGAAGGCAAAAAAUAGCCACGUCUAGUCUCUUAAGGUUUAUCCAGUUUUUGUUCAUAAAAUGACAUCUUUUAGGUUAAAGCAUGCUUUUUUUUUUUUUUUAACACCACACUAAUAUGGCCUAUUAAGAAGAAUGUUUGCUUUUAGGGUAGGUGGAAGGCUCCCAACAGGGUUCUUUGCUCACAAAUUAACUGCUGCAGGCACUUAGACCCUUCUGCGGGGAGAGCUGCGUGACUGCUCCUGUAAAUGUGUCCCUUUCCUCUCCCAGCACCGCCUGGUCCGUCGGGGCUCUCAGAGAUGGAAGAGCAUCGGUCUUCAGUGAGGGAACAAAGACUGUGUAUGAAUAAAUUACUACCUGCUUUUUUGUAAGCAGAGAUAAAAGUGCUCGGUUUAAUUCCUUUCACGUUGUGGUUGUCCUUAAUGUAGUUCUUUUUUUCUUUCUAAGUAAUUUUUAUUUUUGAAAUAACGUUACUAUUUCAUUAUAUCCAUAUGGAAAAAAUGUAAAGACAAAAAUAUAAAGAAAAUUAAAAUUAUCCAGUAUACCCCCAAAAUACAAUAACAAAUGAUGAUUUUUUUUCUAGUCUUUUUUUUUUUUUUUGUGCAUUUACAAACACAUCAGCCAUGUGUGUGAGCCUGCUAAUUAGAAUUUUGAAACAAAAUUAGUACUGUAAAAUGCUUACAUACCCUUUUUUUCAUUUUAUAGUCUACAGCAACCAAUUCUUUAGGACAUUAAUUAAAUAGUAUAUAAAAACAUGAUCUUCAGUUGGCUGCUUCAUAAUCUAAUUAGAGCUAACCCAUCAUUUAUCCCCAAUUUUUGGAUAGUCAGUUGGUUUUGAAUAUUCGCUAUUAAAACUAACACUAUAUUAAACAUCUUUCUUUAUAUAUAGUUCUUUGGAUGCAUUUUUAAUUUUUUAAAGAUAAGAGGAGUAAAGUAACCUGCAUAACAAAGUGUAAGCAUUUUUAAGCCUUUUGAUUUUACCCAACUCUCUCCAGAAAGAUUGUACCGAUUUACAGUGAUACCAAUAGUUCGAGUUCCAUUUUGUCUUCAUAUUCCUUGGCAACAUAGGAAAUCGGAUGUCGCCUCCCACCCGUUAUCGUUAUGAGUUUAAUGAGGGAAGAGGGAUGGUGUGCUCUUGUCUUUUUUUCUAAGGUGUAGGGAUUUUUCCACAUGUUUACUGGAUGUUGGCUUUCCUCUGUUUUUUGAAGCAGUCCAUAUCUUUCAGAAGGCCUCUUCCACACUGGCCUGGUAUGGUCUGAUCACCUUUCUUCCUUAGCGGGCAGGGGCAUGAAAGAUUCUUCAUGUUUCUAAUCGAGCAGGAAUUUCCCAAAGGACUAGAAUGAGAAAGUCUUCUUAUCUUCUGGGCAGCCAUGCUAUUUUAACGUAAUAAAACAGAGAAAUGGGCCUUAUUCUUCAGGUUAGGGAGGGUUUCUGACCAUUCCAUGGACCCUAUCUGAGGUAUGGCAGUGAGGAGUAAAUCUUAUUAGCUUUUUCUUUUUUUCAGGGCCUUUAAAUCCUGGUCCCCUGAAACCACUUCUGAUCUUUCCAGCAAUGGUAAUCUGUUGUCAUGGCGAUACUUGCUUCGCAAAGUCCAGCCUCUUUAGCAGGAAGCACCUCUGGAACUGUGGUCAUGUGGAUGACAUCCGCCCCCCAUGUGUGACACAUGGAGCUUUCUGUCCGUGAACUAAAACGAGUCCUACAGUUGUGAGCGUUGUCCCUUUUGAGUGGCACCUGAGUCCUAGCUUCUUAGCCGCCUCUGUGAGGACCUCUCGUAGCGGGCAGAGUGGCUCAGUCUCUGGGGUAGGGCACACGCCUCUGGCACAGGAAUGACUCCCAUCACAGGAGGUCGGAGGCCUCAUGGUGGUCCUGGGAUGAACUGGCCAAUAAUACCACCGGCUGACUCUCUUCCCUCAAGGAACCACAAGCUGUGGUCACUGUGACAUGAGAACAGCCUCCUCCUUCAGAGCCCAGAUGUUCGCCUGAUGACUUUUGAAGGCAUGGUGGUAGGCUGCCUCCCAUGCCUGGCAAAGAGGAUGCAAUCAGCAGUCUCUAUCUUCCCCAAAAUUAAGGCAUCAGAAGGCUCACCAAAUGGACUGUGCACACAUUUCUCGGUUCUUCCUUCUAAGAUUUCUGGAUCAUCCAGGCCUGUUCCACCAAUUAUUCAAAUCUUCACAGCUUGGA